CAGUAACAGCCAGAGAGCAUAAUAUCACAGGCAGACGCUUCUGACAAGACAGUGAAUUCAAUAGGGAGGAAGAGUGAAAUGGCAGAAGAGAAGCAGGAUCAAACUGCAGGCAGAAUGCUUUCACCUGAAGGAGAUAAAAAGACAGAUGCCCAACUUAUCCUGUAUCACUGGACACAGUCCUUCAGUUCCCAAAAGGUACGUUUGGCAAUUGCUGAAAAAGAGCUGAAGUGUGAAGAGCAUGAUGUAAGCCUUCCCUUGAGUGAACACAAUGAGCCUUGGUUCAUGCGACUCAAUGCAGCUGGAGAAGUCCCUGUCCUCAUCCAUGGUGAAAACAUCAUUUGUGAUGCAACUCAGAUUAUUGACUACCUUGAGGAAACUUUUGUGAAUGAAAAAACUCCAAGGCUCAUGCCAGAAGAAGGAAGCAUGUAUUACCCAAGGGUUCAGCACUACAGAGAGCUCUUGGAUUCUUUGCCCAUGGAUGCCUAUACACAUGGUUGCAUUUUACAUCCUGAAUUAGCAGUAGACUCUAUGAUUCCAGCUUAUGCCACUACUAGAAUUCGCAGCCAGAUAGGAAACACUGAAUCUGAAUUAAAGAAGCUUGCUGAAGAAAACCCAGAUCUGCAAGAUGCAUAUAUAGCAAAACAGAAACGUCUUAAAACUAAACUUAUGGAUCAUGAUAACAUAAAGUACUUAAAGAAAAUACUGGAUGAGCUGGAAAAAGUUUUGGAUCAGGUUGAGACUGAGUUGCAAAGAAGAAAUGAAGAAACACCUGAAAAUGGACACCAACCCUGGCUCUGUGGCGAGUUUUUCAGCUUGGCUGAUGUAUCCCUUGCUGUUACAUUGCAUCGUCUAAAGUUCAUUGGAUUGGCAAGGAGAAGCUGGGGAAAUGGAAAGCGGCCUAACUUGGAAAUGUACUAUGAGCGAGUCUUGAAGAGAAAAACAUUUCACAAGGUUCUAGGACACGUCAACAACAUAUUAAUCUCAGCGGUUCUUCCAACUGCAUUUCGAGUGGCAAAAAAGAGGGCACCAAGAAUUUUUGGCACAACUCUUUUGGUUGGUGUCCUAGCAGGAAUAGGAUAUUUUGGUUUUGUGUGUCUUCAGAAGAGAUUUGCCAACAUGCUGCUAUCAAUUAGAACAAGACACAGUUAUCUGUAGAUGCUUUAUCUACUCCCCACCCCCCAAAAGAGACCUGAUUGACAGGACAGGCCACCACAUCCCCAUAGUGCAAUACGUUCAUGUUACUACCAAAACAAAAUGGCAAAGCAGAGGUAGAAAAGAAAAUGAGAUAAUGUAAAAUACUUCUCAAAGUGUGAAUCCUAUGGAAAUGUGCAAUUAGAUAAAUUUCCCAAUCUUUACUGCUAGAUUCGUGUGCAGUGGCACUUUAUAGACCAACAAGAUUUUCAGGGUAUGAGGUUUUAAGAGUAAAAUCUUCCUUUGUCAGAUACAGAUGAAGAGAGCUUUGACUCUCAAAAGCUUCCCCCCCCCCAAAUUUUUUUUGUUGGCCUCUAAGGUGGAUUAGAGUCUGGCUGUUCCACUGCAGAUCAACAAAGCUACCAUCUGAAAUAAUUUUUACUAAAAGCCAUUCUUUAAAAUGUUAUUUAAUGUGAUCAUUUGGCAAUUAUGUACUUUCACAUGGCUCAUGCACCACUUUGAAAGUAGCACAUAGACAGGCCUAAGAAUGGCACAAUAAAUAUGGUGAAAUGUUAUUCUUCUACAUUAAUUAUUUGUUUGGCAGAGAUUAGAUUGCAAGAUUUGGUUGACUGACACUGUGGCACAAACUGAAAGCACAUUUCGAAAGUUCAUGAAGAAGUUUGAAUAUUUACCACAUAGUAGGCAGGUUUCCAAGGAGCAGAUUAUAGGUGAGCAUCAAAACCUGUUGAUAUCCAUGUGGCUUAGUUACUAUAAUGGAACAUGCGCUUUGCAUAAUACUUGCACAUAAUAUAUUUGUAUCAUACAUUAAGUCUUCACUAAUAUUCAUCAUACACUCAUUAUAUAUGUGUAAUUUUUAUGGAAGCAUAUUUUAUGUGCUCUUGUGUGAAUAUAGUCCAGGUGGUGCCUCAGAAAAUAUCUUCUACUUCCAGAAGAAUACAUACAUUUGUAAAUGAAGAUGUGUCCAAUGAAUUGUAGUUCUCUUUUUUGCCAAAUAAAAUUGGUUUACUAAC
This is a messenger RNA of Heteronotia binoei (common prickly gecko), 2162 nucleotides long. RefSeq names its product ganglioside induced differentiation associated protein 1 (gene GDAP1). Gene Ontology annotation, biological process: mitochondrial fusion; mitochondrial fission. Gene Ontology annotation, cellular component: mitochondrial outer membrane. The coding region runs from base 79 to 1155 and encodes 358 amino acids. Lineage: Eukaryota; Metazoa; Chordata; Lepidosauria; Squamata; Gekkonidae. The transcript is spliced from 6 exons. The record is from RefSeq and is a predicted model, not a curated record.